AUGAAGUUUAGGGUGUUCUACCUGUUCUUCGAGUCUUGCACCAAUAAGAAGGACCCUGUUGUGACAUGGCUGACUGGAGGCCCAGGUUGCAGUAGUGAAUUGGCUGUGUUCUAUGAAAAUGGUCCUUUCACGAUUGUGAAUAACUUGUCUCUUGUAUGGAAUGAGUAUGGUUGGGAUAAGUUCCAUAUUCUGGCUGUGGAUGAUAGCAUCAUACAUAGGAAGGUCAAUGAAAAGCUAUAUAAUAUUUCUUACUCUAAGGGUAGCUUUUGCCUGUCUAAUGAUAGUCCAAACAUUCGUGUACUAAUCCAAGCUUCCAGGAUUGUUGAAAUACCUUUUUUGUGGAUCGGAAAGCCUUAA
This is a messenger RNA of Rosa rugosa (rugosa rose), 357 nucleotides long. Its product is annotated as serine carboxypeptidase 3-like. The record is from RefSeq and is a predicted model, not a curated record. Gene Ontology annotation, biological process: proteolysis. Gene Ontology annotation, molecular function: serine-type carboxypeptidase activity. The transcript is spliced from 3 exons. The coding region runs from base 1 to 357 and encodes 118 amino acids. Lineage: Eukaryota; Viridiplantae; Streptophyta; Magnoliopsida; Rosales; Rosaceae. Gene Ontology annotation, cellular component: vacuole.